CCACGUGUCCCUGUUCCGUUCGCGGCCCGCGGGGGGCGCUGUCGCGUGACCCUCCGUGAACUUUGUUCCAGUGGUGAAUGGGCGUGUUCGCCCCGCGCGCAGCUCUUUGGAGCGGCUCCUCCGCGGCGCAGCGCGUGGACUGAGGUCUGGCAGGUGUGCACCAGGUCUGAGCCGCGGGCUGCUCAACUCAGGGAACGCGCUGGAGAUGGAGGAGUUCUGGGCCGGGGCCCUGUGGGCGCUGAGGAUCUGGCUCUACCUCAUCGUCGGCCUCAUCAUGAUCCCGGCCAUGUUCGGCUUUUCUCUGGGCAUCUCCGAGACCUACAUGAGGGUCCUGAUGAAAACCCUGGAGUGGGCCACUCUGAAAAUACAGAAGGCAAACACAGAGGAGAAAACACUAAAGCCCUCGGCUUCUAAUGGUGUCAUCCAGAGGGAAUAUGGCUCCAUGGAGAAAGAGCUGGGUGAACUUAGACGCAGUCGGCCCAAACCCCCGGUGGGCGGAGACUUCACACUGAGCGACUGUUUCUACUUCACCAGGAAGGGAAUUGAGAGCAUCGUAGAAGAUGAGGUGACCCAGAGGUUCACUUCAGAGGAGCUGGUGUCCUGGAACUUACUGACUCGCACCAACAAUGAUUUCCAGUACAUCAGUCUGAGGCUGACGCUGGUCUAUGGGCUGGGCAUCUUUGUGCGAUACUGCAUCCUGGCGCCCCUCAGAAUAACACUGGCCUGCAUUGGCUUGACCUGGUUGGUGAUCGGAACGUCUGCUGUUGGACUGCUUCCGAACUCGAGGGUGAAGUCUUGGCUCAGUGAAUGGGUCCAUGUCAUGUGCUACAGGAUCUGUGCUCGAGGCCUCUCUGCCGCCAUUCGUUAUCACAACAGGGAAAACAAACCUAAAAAAGGCGGGAUCUGUGUCGCCAAUCACACUUCACCUAUUGACAUUGUGAUUCUCUGCAACGAUGGGUGCUAUGCUAUGGUGGGUCAGGUUCACGGAGGCUUGAUGGGAGUUGUUCAGAGAGCCAUGGUGAGGUCCUGUCCACACGUGUGGUUCGAGAGGUCGGAGAUGAAAGAUCGCCACCUAGUGACCAACAGGCUGAAGGAUCAUGUGAGUGACAAGACAAAGCUUCCCAUCCUGAUAUUUCCAGAGGGAACCUGCAUCAACAACACAUCAGUCAUGAUGUUCAAAAAGGGAAGCUUUGAAAUAGGUGGAACCAUAUACCCAGUAGCCAUGAAGUAUGACCCAAAGUUCGGAGACGCUUUCUGGAACAGCUCCAAGCACAGCAUGGUCAGCUACCUGCUGAGGAUGAUGACCAGCUGGGCCAUCGUCUGCAACGUCUGGUACCUGCCAGCCAUGCACCAGCAGGAGGGAGAAGACGCCGUCCAGUUCGCCAACAGAGUGAAGUCGGCCAUCGCUCAUCAGGGAGGACUGGUGGAUCUGCAGUGGGACGGAGGCCUGAAGAGAGCAAAGGUGAAGAAUACGUUUAAAGAGUGGGAGCAGAAGAAGUACAGCAGCAUGGUGGUGGGAGACGACAGCAGCAGCAACAGCGACUGAGACGAUGGAGCAGAAUGCACUGUAGACUGGAAACAGGCCUCCUCCACCCGUCACGUCCUCCUGAGCUGGAGUCACGGAGGAAACUGGGCUGCACCGUAAACGAGCACUGAACACUGGCACAGCGAGGAGGAGGAGGGCAGUGCAAUAUUGAGUUUCACAGAGUGUGAUCGAGGUAAAACUUAGAUGAUGUUAGAAUGUUAAUGCUGUGAAAUGCACUGAAUGAAACGUGUGAGUCACUGUUUAAAUGAAUCUCAUUCUUUGUUUUUCUAAAUAAAUGUUAGUUUGCUAAUUUAAAAACAAA
Molecule: messenger RNA, 1847 nt
Organism: Betta splendens (Siamese fighting fish)
Lineage: Eukaryota; Metazoa; Chordata; Actinopteri; Anabantiformes; Osphronemidae
Gene: agpat9l
Product: 1-acylglycerol-3-phosphate O-acyltransferase 9, like
Exons: 14
Coding region: 206-1546 (446 amino acids)
Biological process (GO): triglyceride biosynthetic process
Cellular component (GO): endoplasmic reticulum
Molecular function (GO): glycerol-3-phosphate O-acyltransferase activity
Source: RefSeq, a predicted model, not a curated record